AUGCGUCUAGGAGCCAUAGUACCGAAUUUCAAAGCUGAAACCACCAAGGGACCCAUCAAUUUCUACGAUUGGCAAGGAAAUUCCUGGGUUGUUCUAUUCUCACACCCCUCGGACUUUACACCCGUCUGCACCACCGAGUUGGGACGCAUCGCCGUUCAUCAGCCAGAAUUCGCCAAACGUAAUGCCAAGUGUUUGGCUCACUCCGUGGAUGAUUUGAAAUCACACGUUGACUGGGUGAACGAUAUUAAGUCCUAUUGUCUGGAUAUUCCCGGAGAAUUCCCCUACCCGAUCAUUGCAGACCCUGAUCGUGAUUUGGCUGUACUCUUCGGCAUGUUGGAUGAGGAGCAGAAACGUGACCCGGAAAUCGGCAAAACCAUUCGCGCACUCUACAUCAUCAGCCCCGAUCACAAAGUUCGUGUGUCGAUGUUCUACCCCAUGUCCAUGGGCCGAAAUGUUGAUGAGAUCUUACGUUGCUUGGACUCAUUGCAACUGACUGACAAGCUGAAGGUUGUGGCCACACCCGCCAACUGGACUCCUGGCACCAAAGUCAUGAUUCUUCCCACUGUGACCGACGAGGAAGCAAACAAACUGUUCCCAAAAGGUUACGACAAAGUGACAAUGCCGUCCGGCGUCAAUUAUGUCAGAACUACUGAAAAUUACUAAACUUUAGUCAAA
Bactrocera tryoni is the source of this 675-nucleotide messenger RNA. RefSeq names its product peroxiredoxin-6-like. The record is from RefSeq and is a predicted model, not a curated record. The coding region runs from base 1 to 663 and encodes 220 amino acids. Gene Ontology annotation, molecular function: peroxiredoxin activity. Lineage: Eukaryota; Metazoa; Arthropoda; Insecta; Diptera; Tephritidae. The transcript is spliced from 4 exons. Gene Ontology annotation, biological process: cell redox homeostasis; cellular oxidant detoxification. Gene Ontology annotation, cellular component: cytosol; mitochondrion.